AUGGCAGAUUUAUACCGAUCAGUUGGACCUCCAAAUUUUAUUCGUGCCUAUGAUGAAGCUGAGCAAGAACUAAAAUUCAAUCUCCCGCCAUGGAGAUUAUCAACUGCAAGUCAAAAGUUAUUGACAGUGUGCUUAUAUAUUGCAAUAUACUUGCCUGUAUUAGUUCUUUUUAUAAUUACAGUAGGAGGAUAUUCAAUAUAUUUGAUAUUCUAUAUUAAGCCUUUAAUAACUGAUAUUGACAAAAUUCCUGAAGUAUAUUAUUACCAUUCAGAAUCCGAAGUUAAAGUUUAAAUUAUAAGACCAUAAGCGGAUAGGCACUAGUAUGCCUAUCUAGCGUAAACCCACCUAAACUAAGGAUUAGCUCCCUAGGUUAGAGACAACUCUUGUAGAUGCCCAGCUAUUCCCGAUAAGCAAAGACUGGGAGGUAAAACCUAUAUAGCCCAUCGGGAGAAGCAAACUUCCCUCUUCGGAAGGCACCCCAAACCUGAAGGGCUACUUCAAAAGGGACAUAGACCCUGUUUUCAGCUUCAUCAGGAUGAGUCCUACCUGCUCCAUAGAAGUGCACCUUGAAGGCAAUUUCCAUCGACGUCACCAUUUUUAUUUUUAGAAUCUAAAAGGAAUGCCUCUAAGACUAAAGGGUGAACCUUUUUUUCAUUAAUAACAUGAUGUGUUUUAUGAAUCUUAGUAAGCCACUAUCGAGCAUUAAGGACUAACGCAGGCGAAAUUCCAAAAGAAAAAGAAUGGGAUCUUCCAAGCGAAGAUAAUUCAGAGUCUAGCAAUGAAAGCACCAUGCUGAUCGAAAAAAGAAAAGAUGGAACCAUCAGAACCUGUGCAAGGUGUCAGCAUCGAAAACCUGAUAGAACUCAUCAUUGCAAACAAUGCGAGCGAUGCAAUUUAAAAAUGGACCAUCACUGCAACUGAAUCGCGAAUUGUGUAGGGUACUUUAACUAUAAAUAUUUCUUUUUGAUGGUAUUUUAUGGAGCUUUAGCUCUGGCCAUUUUUAUUUGCACUUUCUGGGAAACUGCUGUAGUUGUUUUGAAUGAUGAAACUUCUUCUCAAUUUCUGUGCCUUUUUAUUGUUCUAAGCUACUCAUUGGGAUCUAUGCUAAUAUAGCUUAUUAAAUUGCAGGCCAUAAGAUCAUAAAAUGCUGGCCUUUCGCCUGCAGAUCAAGAAGUUAAUAUAUAUUUUGGAAUCUUUUUAGACCAGACAGCUUUUUGGGGAGAUCACCGUCUUAAGAUGCCGGUACUCUUAUUUGGAACCUCAGAAUCAUUACUACCUGCUCCAUAAGAAGUGCACCUUGAGUCGAUCUUCCAUCAAAUUCACAUUUUAUUUAUUAUCUAUGCUAGGAAUCGCAUUGCUUGGUUUUGUAAUUUUCCAUCUUUGGCUAAUUUCAAACAAUUACACAACAAUUGAAUUUUGUGAGAAGAAAAAAGAAAUUACACUAGAAAGCAAGAUAUCGCCCUAUAAACUCGGUCUAUUUGAUAAUUUCAAAGAAGCAUUAGGAAACGAGCCUUUAUUUUGGCCUUUUCCAUUCAAAUAUAGAGAUGCUGAUGACAAAGGGCUUUAUUUCAAAGUAAAUAGAUAA
This is a messenger RNA of Blepharisma stoltei, 1585 nucleotides long. NCBI's taxonomy places the organism in Eukaryota, Ciliophora, Heterotrichea, Heterotrichida, Blepharismidae. The record is from the annotation of a GenBank genome assembly.